CGCUCCCGCUCGCCCUUGCCAUCCCUGGUGCCCUUUGGAUCGGGACGGCGCGGGCGCAGCAGCUGCUAGGGGGGCUCGUCUGGAUUCUGGUCGCCUCCUCCAACGUCCCUCUACCUCUGCUACAAGGAUGGGUCAUGUUUGUGUCCGUGACCGCCUUCUUCUUUUCUCUCCUCUUCCUGGGCCUCUUCCUCUCUGGCAUGGUGACUCAAAUUAAUGCCAACUGGAACUUCCUGGAUUUUGCCUACCAUUUUGUGGUGUUUGUCUUCUACUUUGGAGCCUUUCUCCUGGAAGCUGCAGCCACCUCCCUGCAUGAUCUGCAGUGCAACUCCACCCUGUCCUUGCAGCCGCUCCUGAGUGACAGCCAGUACCGCAUAAACGUAGCAGCCACUGUUUUUGCCUUUAUGACGACAGCUUGUUAUGGUUGCAGUUUGGGUCUGGCCUUACGGAGAUGGCGACCGUAACACUCCUGGGAACUGACAAUGCUGUGUUAGUUUCACUUAUGUCCUUUACAUGUCUGAUCACUUUGGAUGGCAUUUUGUCCAGAUGUAACAACAUUCCAGAAGUAACUUGUUUAGUGUGGAUUGAAAAAUCAAAGUGGAGGCUUUUGUUGAUGAGUGGAAUUUUAAUUUUAUUAUGAUGUUAAAUACAGAAAUAUCCUUUCAUCGUUCUUUCUUUCUUUCCUUCUUUCUCUCUUUCUUCCUUUUUUUCGAGAAAUUUUUCCUUGUGUCCAUAAAAUACACAUACUCUUCAUGAAAAAGUACUAUUCCUUCAUGUGGUUACAAAGGUACCUGAACCUUAAUAGGUAACUAGAACUCCCUGAAAACUGCACAUUUCAAACAGGCUUCCCUGAAUUCCAUCCCGUAAUGUAAAAUAGGAAUUGGGGCACCAUUUCUACUAUGGAGUGCCAGAUAGCACAUAUUUAGGCUUUGAGGACCAACCCUCUCUGUCCCAGCUCUGCAGUGCUGCGGCUGUAACACGAAAGCAGCUAUAGAUGACAUAUAAAUGAACGAAUAGGUCUGUGUUCUUUACAAAAACGAGGCAGGCUAGAUUUGGCCCACAGUUUAGGGUUUGUUAACCGCUGGUAUAAAACCUUAGUUAUGUGUUCUAUAUUUUAUUGAAUGAUUGUGAAAGUUUAUAAGCCUAAUUAGACAAGCCACAUAUUUAGUCUCAUGCAAUAAUCACAUGCUUUUUACUAAUGGUCAAAUACCCUUGGAAGGGCAUAUAAUUUCUCAAGCUAACUCCAGCAGCCUUUGGUAUAGGAAAAAGUAAUUUAUGAAGGGAACCCUCAUUGCUUAAUCAAACUAAUGAUCUCCUAACAGCUGAGCAGCACUCUCCUCAGAGAGUUCUUGAAGUGGGAUCUCCAGAGACCAUUAAUCACCACUGGGACUUCUGUGUAGCUUCUUAUAUCUCACUCUGAUUUAUGCUUAGAAUGCAGUUGUUUGCCCUCUGCAUGAAUACAUAAAUAUUUAUGUAUGUGAUGCUUGUCCAAAUAGAGCUCUUUGAAGAGUUAACUUUUUAGCUCUAAUUAUUUUACAUUAUUUUCUGAGUUACAUUUGAAUAGACUAUUAAAUAUAACAUAAAGCUGUAGCUUCAUACACGUUCUGAUAAAUGCCCAGACAUCUCUCUUGUUUUUCUGUGUUGGGGAUUAACACAGUCAGUUUUUAAACAAUAGCAUAAAAACAGUCUCUGGAUUAUAGGGAAUGAUUUGGGCUCAUCUGUAGAGACUGUGGUCAUAGGAGAGGACACUGGAAGCCUCCAAAGGGAGACCAUGUAGGGUCAGGCCCCAGGUGUAACCCUAGCUGUCUACCCACAAGGUGCUUGCCUGUCACCACAAAGGGGCUGCCUGGGAAGGAGAACACUGGAGCACGUUCUUUCAACCCUCAGCUGUCAGGCUCAUCCUCUCCUCAGAGUGCCAUUACAACCUGCGCUGUUGGAAUUCAUGGGACAUAGAACAUUCAUAAAUGAGUAGCAUGGUCAGUGCUCACUGAGCACAUAGUGUUUGCCUCAGGCUCCCCUAGAAAGAUCUUGGCGGGCCUUCGUUUGUGAUAGGACUGUAAAGACAGGAGACGCGUUUUCAUAUGUGGUAUGAGGGAACCAGUCUUACAACUUUAUAAUCAUGUCAUAUCUUUUUUACAAAGCUUACUUCUUUGAUUUUUCUAGUUCUAUACCAUGUACCUAAGCCUGUAUUAUUAAUUAUACACUACAAAGUCAUAAAUGUGCCAUAAAGACAUACUGUGCAUUCUACUUGGAAUCAAUUAAAGGAAGUCUGCUAGAAUUUAGUUGUGAGAUUUUAUUUUUUUUCCAAGGUGUUAUAGGCCAUGCUUGGUGGCAUUAAAUGAUUUCAUUAAAAUGUAUUGGUGGCACUUUUAUAAAUGGGCUACUUUUAGAUUAAGAACCAAACCUAAAACUCUCCUAACUGUGAAUACUUAGAUUUAUAGAUUAAUUGCAUUCUAGAUUUGUGAGUUAGGUGACAAAGCACUUGAACAAAAAUUAUGGCAUUUGAGAAUUUAUUUACAUAUCUUCAUUGUAAAAAUGAAAAAGUAUUGGUUGGUCUUAGAAUCUGAUACCUUCAUGAUGAAAAGAAAUUUAUUUUAUAAGUGUUAUGACUCUAAUAAAAUAUUCAUUUGGUAA
Chinchilla lanigera (long-tailed chinchilla) is the source of this 2631-nucleotide messenger RNA. RefSeq names its product mal, T-cell differentiation protein 2 (gene Mal2). The record is from RefSeq and is a predicted model, not a curated record. Gene Ontology annotation, cellular component: membrane. Gene Ontology annotation, molecular function: structural constituent of myelin sheath. Gene Ontology annotation, biological process: myelination. NCBI's taxonomy places the organism in Eukaryota, Metazoa, Chordata, Mammalia, Rodentia, Chinchillidae.